Crotalus tigris (Tiger rattlesnake) is the source of this 2675-nucleotide messenger RNA. It is a transcript of the gene SLC8B1, whose product is annotated as solute carrier family 8 member B1. The record is from RefSeq and is a predicted model, not a curated record. NCBI's taxonomy places the organism in Eukaryota, Metazoa, Chordata, Lepidosauria, Squamata, Viperidae. Gene Ontology annotation, cellular component: membrane. The coding region runs from base 293 to 2068 and encodes 591 amino acids. The transcript is spliced from 16 exons. Gene Ontology annotation, molecular function: calcium:sodium antiporter activity. Gene Ontology annotation, biological process: calcium export from the mitochondrion; intracellular calcium ion homeostasis.
GGCGGCGACCGAAGGCGGAGUUGAGGCUCCGCUGGCCCCGGCUAUAGAAAGCGGAGCGCGGCGCUCGGCUGAGGUCCCGGGCGGCGCGCGGGGCUCCAGUUUGCUGCUCCUCUGCUGAAGGCCAGAGGGAUGUCAUCGUAACAUCUCCAACUUUCUGCUGACCUCACUUCUCCAUUUCCACCAACGGCUGGACUUUGUGAAACUCCCUGGUUGUUGGCGUUGUCGCCCCCUCCUUUCCGAUAGUGUCGCUCCCCAUGCUGUGGUGUGCAAUCCUCGCCUCUAGAGCAGACGGAUGAUGAGGGACGUUUUCCGGCUGGGCCUUAUGCAAACUCUCUGGCUUCUUGGUGGGGCCUUCCUGCUGGUCGGGGAGACAGACGCGGUAGGACCUCUUGGGCCAUGGAACAUCAAGUUCUCAGCAUCCUUCUCAAUAGAGGGUCUUGGGCAACCUUCUGGAAUCCAGAGCUCCACCACAAAUGUGGACUGCAGAGAAGUGGGAAAACAGAAUCAGUCGGACCGUUGCUCCUUCAUCCGGCAUAACCCAAACUGCAAGAUGGACAGUGGCUUCCUCAACUACCUCAAUGGAAUUUUCUGCAUCUUCCCAGCUGCUCUGCAACCAUUGGCCAUAACCCUCUACGUAGUGUGGCUUCUCUACCUCUUUGUUAUCCUUGGGGUCACAGCUGAGAAAUUCUUCUGCCCUAACUUAUCGGCCAUCUCCACCAAGCUGCGUCUGGCUCAUAAUGUGGCAGGUGUCACCUUUCUGGCUUUUGGAAAUGGAGCACCUGACAUCUUCAGCGCGGUCGUUGCAUUCUCCGAUCCCCGGACAGCUGGGCUAGCCAUUGGAGCUAUCUUUGGUGCUGGCAUCUUCGUCACCACUAUAGUCGCUGGUGGCAUAGCCCUUAUAAGGCCUUUUACCGCCGCCUCGCGUCCCUUCCUACGGGAUGCCAUCUUCUACAUGGUCGCCGUGUUCCUGACUUUUGUAGCUCUCUAUUUUGAACAAGUCACCUUGGCAGAAGCUCUGAGUUUCCUUGGACUUUACAUCUUCUACGUCUUGACUGUUGUGGUCUCCACCUGGCUUCACAAGAGACAGCGCAGGGAAAGAUUGGCUCCACCCAGCCAUCCAGAACCAGAAAUAUCAACGGAUUCCGAAGAAGGGGACAAUGCAAGUGUGAAUGGGGAGGAAGAAUAUCAACUGCUGUUGCCCUUGGAGGAAACCACAUUCCAGAUUCUGACUCAGUCCAUCAACCCUCUGGAUUAUAGGAAGUGGAGGAGAAAACCCUGCUAUUGGAAACUGUUCAAAGUUUGCAAGCUUCCCGUGGAAUUGGUCCUUUUACUGACAGUACCUACUGUUGAUCCUGACCGGGAUGAUCAAAACUGGAAAAGGCCUCUGAAUUGUCUACACUUGAUCACCGGCCCGCUCGUUUGCAUUCUCACCUUGAAAUCUGGAACCUAUGGUCUCUACAAGUUCCAGGGGGUCUUCCCAGUCUGGGGUUUCAUCGCCCUGGUAGGAGCUACUUUGGCUGCCCUCCUUUUUUGCACCACCAGAAAUGAAGAACCACCCCGGUGCCAUUUUCUGUUUGCCUUCCUGGGAUUCUUUGUCAGCGCCAUGUGGAUCAACGCUGCGGCCACCGAGGUGGUGAACAUCCUGCAGACUUUAGGCAUCAUCUUCCGUCUCAGCAACACAGUCUUGGGCUUGACCCUGCUCGCCUGGGGAAACAGCGUCGGGGACAUGUUCUCCGACCUCACCAUGGCGCGGCAAGGUUACCCCCGAAUGGCUUUUUCGGCCUGUUUUGGGGGUAUCAUCUUCAAUAUGCUUGUUGGCGUCGGGCUGGGCUGCCUUUUGCAAAUGUCGAGCAGCAAAUGGGUAGUCAAGCUUGAACCGGACGGCCUCUUGGUAUGGAUUCUAGCAGGUGCCCUGGGCCUCAGCCUGGUUAUUUCUUUCCUUUCGGUGCCUGCCCAGUGCUUCCAGCUGGGACGUGCUUAUGGCUACUGUCUCAUAGUCUUCUACCUGGCUUUCCUGACCAUCGCGCUGCUGACCGAGUUUAGGGUGAUCCGAAUUUCUACCUUCUAAAUGAAGCAUCUCCUCUGAAGAGACGUCUCCCAAGGUUGAACUGGUUAUUUACUUGAAGUUGGCGUCUUUUGGCACAAAGGCUCGCUGGCAAGGUCAAAAAUAGAACUCGGUACCAGAGGUUGAUGCCGGCCACUGCAAAAAAGGAUGAUCAAUGAAAACUGGAACCAUUGCUGUGACAUUAUGGGGUUGGCUUGCAUCAAUCACAGCCUUUUUAUUUGAUUUGGGGAUUUUAGAACCAAAUCAGGAUUACAGGACUCCUGAGACAUCUUUGGUCCCAACCCCCAUCAGUGUUAGCUUUUCUAAAAGAAAACUCCUUGUUUGGAUAGCCGUAUAUUUUUUUUUAAGGGAUCCUUUUUAAGAAAGGAGAUUUUAUUAGAAGUAUUUUUCAGUUCCUGAACUGAAGCUUGAAUGCAUCCCAGGUAUGUACUGAAUUCUUCAUCCGGUCAUCACCUCCAUCUGGAAGCAGGGGUGUUUUCCUGACUCUUAUUAAAAAAAAAGAGAAAAAAGGGAUAAGGCUUCAAUCAUGAGUUAUGCCUGCCACCUUGAGGCUCCCCCCCCCCUUUCCUGUUUUUGACUGUUAAGAUAAAAGUUUUAUCCAGAAAAAAAA